This is a messenger RNA of Siniperca chuatsi (mandarin fish), 3447 nucleotides long. RefSeq lists its product as uncharacterized. NCBI's taxonomy places the organism in Eukaryota, Metazoa, Chordata, Actinopteri, Centrarchiformes, Sinipercidae. The coding region runs from base 402 to 1022 and encodes 206 amino acids. The transcript has 3 exons. The record is from RefSeq and is a predicted model, not a curated record.
ACUAAUAUCCUACAAUCUAGCAUUAAAAAUUACAGUUACACAGAAAAUAAGGAUUUUCUACAAAACGUGGUGUUUGUGGUCAAAACUAAGAGCUAAUCAGCUCUUUGAUCAGGCGACAGCCAGGCGUUUCCCAUCAUGCCCUGGGUCUUGCAAUUGGUGGAGAGCAGCUACAUCUCCUGGCCCUAAAAACUGCAGCUGCCUUGAUCUUGUGAGGUUAUCAUUGCCCCAGUGUGCAUGAUGUCAGAGGAAGUUGGGAUCAAAUCGGACACAAAUCUAACCGGUAUGCAUUGUGCAGUGAUUGCCGGUGAUCAAUUCUGCUCAUCUCGAAUUAGCCCUAUAUAUAUGUUGGUUCUAUUAAUUUACUCUAAAUCUAACUGAACACUUAUUCACAAAAGGUUUUUAUGCUUGACAGAAAAGAAGGCCUGCACCACUACUGUAUAGUGGCCGGUGACGAGACAGCAGGACAGGGAGCCGGCGAUGGGAAGAUUGGUAGAGGAGCUGGUAGGACCAGUGAUUUCCGGGAAUCCGUAGCCUGCCACUCCUGUAGAGGAGGAGGGUACUGCUGCUGCUGCAGUAUAGCGGACAGUUCAGCGGUGUGCUGCGGUCCCACUGGGGCAGGAGGCAGCUGUUAUCCAACGGUGACUAGAGAUGACUGUUGCUGCGAUUCAUCCGGGCACUGGGAGCUGCUGCGGUCCAGCAGGGAGUCCUGGAACGGGGAGCUGCUGCGGUCCAGCAGGGAGUCCGGGCACUGGGAGCUGCUGCAAUCCAGCAGGGUGUCCGGGCACUGGGAGUUGCUGCAAUCCAGCAGGGAGUCUGGGAACGGGGAGCUGCUGCUGAUUGCCACGGCGCCAGAACUGGAGGCCGCCGCGGUGCAAGAACUGGAGGCGGCAGUGGAGCUGGUGGGCCGCUGGGCGGCGGUGCAGGCGAGCAGCUGGGCGGCAGUGCAGAAUGACAUCAGAGUGGACAGUUGCAUGCCGGACAGGGUCACAGAAUCAGGGCAGCAUCUGGAGAAGAGGCUGUGAACAGUCCACUAACGCAGAGGCUGUGGCUGCCAGAAACACUUGCACAGAACCCACAGAUGAAAGCCAAGCCAGUAAUGACAAACAAAUUAGGCCGGGCUACACGGAGAUGGAACCUGCAGAUGUGUUUGCUGUCCGCUUCCAGACAUAAAAGCUGUUGUGGUGUCCAGAUUGAAUUACAUUACUCAUUUGCACGGCUGCGCCAAGGCUCCCUUUUCAUUGGGGCAGGCCAGGGCCGUUGGUCAAAAGAUCCACUUUAUGAGCUCUGUGCUAUACAUGGACAGCAGAUGCUAGGCAAGGUGAGUUUUUUACACUUCAGUGACUCCUUAAGCCCUCUAUCAGUGAGCAAACUUCUCAGAUUUCCACCAAUCUGCUCUAGCAUGCACUGCACCCCUCCAUAAUAAACCUUAAGGUGUAAAAACAGGUGCUUGAAUCAUCCCCACAAUUGUCCAGCCAAGUAGACAGUUAGCUUAAAAGAAUAACAUUGGCGUGUUUCACAAUAUAAUCCCAUAAAAAAAUACUAACUAACUAGAACCCAAGCCCAUUGGUUCAUUUUUAAAGCUGCAGUAUGCAAUAUUUUAUAUAAACAAUUUAUCAAAUGACAUAGUGCAGUGCAAAAGGUACUGACCUGAAAUGACAAACCCACAGAAAAUGAUCACCUAACUCUGCAAUUCCCCAUCUUUUAGCUGUUGUCUGGCCACACAACUCUUUUUUUUUUAGCAGAAAAGCUCUAAUAAACCCACUCUUCUACCUGCCCAACACCAAAACGCAGACAAAGUUAGUAACUAGCUAGUAAAUUUAGUAGAGCUUUUUGCAGCUAAAGAGAUAAAAAUUUCUCUCAGGUGUUUGACUCCCAGUGAAUGCAUAUGUUGUUCUGUGUCUAUUGGAUUUGUAAAUGAGCAACUGCUAAUAUGUUAGUCACAACAACUUCAUAUGGUGAUAUGUCAAUGUUGUGUUUAGCUGGUUCUGAUACCCCGUGUCCAACAUAAUCAGUUAAUGCUGAUUACACAUUUGGGGCUCUAGAGAGUAUUUCCGGCAGCAGGACAAUGUAUGUAGGAUUGACUCAAAAUAAAUAUUGAUAUGGUAAGCUCAUGUCUUUGACCCCUUUCUGCAGUGCCCCUUGAUGUGAAGAAGUGGAAUAUGUUUAGUCCAAUAAUUCCAUAGGUUAUGACUAUUGUUGCGACAGAAAACCUACUAAAAGAAGAACACAGUUGUUUGGAACUGCAUCUAAUUAUGUUCAUCACUGAAGGAAACUGCUGUCUUAUGCCUUGUAUUCAUAAUUGUUGCUUUUCCUUCCCACAUGUGUUUCAGUAUUUCAAUUUCUAAAAUUUAGGGUCAUAUGAUUUUUAACUAACAGUAUCUUUACAUACAUUUUCAAUGUAGGAUAUAAUUAUUCAAUAAACAUGACUUUCAAGGGCUAAAAUCUGCCCAGUCUUUGGCUGAUUAGUUACUCAGUUAUAACAGUGGCAUCGGCAACAAAUAAAAAGUUAUAACAGACAAACUAAGACCACUCUGAAAAGUACAUUUAUUGUUAUUGUUUAUUGUCCUUCUUCAUGGAAAAGUAGGUUAUCUGCUUCGACUUCAUCAGCGAUCAAGAACGCUUGCACGAUUUCUUCAGCCAUCGCUAUCUGAACGUGGUCUGCAAACUACAGGCAGCCAACAGAUGGAUCUAACAUGUAAAUAUUUCUGUGACUUCCUGCAUAUUCUUUGAAGGCUGCUGGAAACUGUCCGACUUGACUGCAGCUUUUUGUCACCGCCCCCUGCUGCUGCCGCCUGAUCUCAUCCACUCUCCAGACGAAUGAGCCUAAACAGAGUACCUGUAGCGAGUGGUUAUGUACCAUGAGCUUUGUUAUUGGUAGUUUUGAGUGUUUCUUUCUCAAAUUUUCAAUCUUUUUGUUCACCAAAAACCAGAGCAAAGUAAAGUUUGUCUUGGUUGGAGGCAUUCAAGGUAUAUUGGAGUGAAUCUGAAGGAGAGAAUGACUGAGGCUUUGAUAUCGGAAGUAUUGACUGUUUUGACGAGGACUUGUGGAGCGCAAAGGAGUCCUCCUAGACAUUGCUACAGGUGGAGGCUGCUAAAGAGACCUGAAGACAACAACUGGCAGGAAGCAGUGUGUUCUUUGCCCUGAAGAAGAAAAACUGAACAACCCCCUGUCCGAGAUCAUCUGCCUGGCAUGACCUGCAGAGGGCCAGAGGACAAGUGAACUGAAAUUCAGCCAUGCCAGGCAGAUGAUGUAAAUAAUUGCAAGUAGUUGUAAAGUCACCCAAACAAACAAAGUCAUAUACUACACACUGGAGAUACUGCUUCAUAUUGUUGUUUGGAUACAUUUUGGAUAGGUUUUUGGACAGGUUUUGCACACAAAAGGACACCUUGGUGCACUACUUACUAAUCUUACUAAAAUUAUGCUGAAAAAGUAGUGCAUGCAUUUGU